AUGACGUCUCAUCCGGACCACCCUCCCGCUGAUGCGGGUCCAUCCGAAGUCCGCAAUGAAGUCAAGAAGCCCAAGAAAAAGAAGGUUCUCCUGAUGGGCAAAUCUGGAUCUGGCAAGUCCUCCAUGAGGAGCAUCAUCUUCAGCAACUACAUUGCCCGAGAUACUCGACGACUCGGCGCUACCAUCGACAUCGAUCUCUCCCACGUAAAAUUCCUCGGCAACCUCACCCUCAAUCUCUGGGACUGCGGCGGCCAAGAAGCCUUCAUGGAGAACUACCUCUCGCAACAACGCGUCCACGUCUUCUCCAACGUCGGCGUCCUCAUCUACGUUUUCGACAUUGAAUCGCGCGACGUAGACCGCGACCUGGCAACCUACGUGUCCAUCCUGUCCGCCCUCCUUCAAUACUCGCCCGCCGCCAAAAUCUACAUCCUCAUACACAAAAUGGACCUUGUUGUCCCUACCGCCCGCGAAACCGUCUAUGACGAGCGCGUGCGCACCGUCAAGCAAAAGACCGCCGAGUACAUCAACUCUGUCGGCGGAGACACGAGCACUGUUGAACUUACGCCCUUUGCGACAUCCAUCUGGGACCAGAGCUUGUACAAGGCCUGGGCGUCCAUCAUCCACGACCUGGUGCCCAAUCUGGCCGUCAUUGAGCGCAACCUCGCCAAUCUAGGCGUGGCAAUCGAGGCGGAGGAGUUGCUGCUGUUUGAGCGGACGUCCUUCCUCGCAGUCUCGUCGUGGACGUCGACCGAGGGACGCCGGAAUCCGACAGAGGACAGACUGGAGCGCAUGUCGAACAUCAUGAAGCACUUUAAGCAGAGCAUUUCGCGCUUUACGGGAACGCCUAGGAAUGCAGAGCAAUUUAUUCGCAUGGAGCAUAAAGCGGGCACGCGCUUCAACUUGUUCAUUUUGAAAUUCACCACGAAUACAUAUCUCAUGGUGGUGCUUCCUCCGGGCGAGGCCAGAUUCAACGCGGCAAUGCUGAACUGUCAGAUUGCGAUUGAGCAUUUCAAAUUUCUGGAUGGCCCGGCUCCACACGCCAUAACUGCGACGGUCGUGCCCCCUGCGUCGUCAUAG
Molecule: messenger RNA, 1077 nt
Organism: Metarhizium brunneum ARSEF 3297
Lineage: Eukaryota; Fungi; Ascomycota; Sordariomycetes; Hypocreales; Clavicipitaceae
Gene: Rraga
Product: Ras-related GTP-binding protein A
Biological process (GO): cellular response to starvation; negative regulation of autophagy
Cellular component (GO): Gtr1-Gtr2 GTPase complex; fungal-type vacuole membrane; nucleus
Molecular function (GO): GTPase activity; GTP binding
Source: RefSeq, a predicted model, not a curated record